This is a messenger RNA of Ctenocephalides felis (cat flea), 1274 nucleotides long. Its product is annotated as ELMO domain-containing protein 2. NCBI's taxonomy places the organism in Eukaryota, Metazoa, Arthropoda, Insecta, Siphonaptera, Pulicidae. The transcript has 2 exons. Gene Ontology annotation, molecular function: GTPase activator activity. Bases 330 to 1274 code for a protein of 314 amino acids. The record is from RefSeq and is a predicted model, not a curated record.
UUUUGCAUGCAUAUAUUUUGCUGUUUUCUUUCAAUAAAAAUGUAUGGAAAAAAUAGUAAACUUUGUAUUAUCAGAUUUGCAUAUCAAAUGUUAUUAUUUUAAAAAUAAAUUUUACGAAAUGAUUUGUUUGACGAAUAAAUAACAGUUGUCAAAGUCUAAACUGCAGGAUAAUCUUGGUUGUCAUGGCAAUCUAUUUCUAUAAACAAUUAACUAAAAUUUCUAGCAUAUAAUUAGAAUAUUAUGCACCAAGAAAUGUUUAGAAAAAAUUCUAAAAAAUUACUUGUGACUUAAUAAUAUAGUAAUGAACCUUGUAAACUGUGAGUUUUAAAAUGUUAAACUUUGCUGGUACUUGGAAUUAUAUUUACUUCUGGCUCAGGCCUCUUAUUAAAUGGUUUCUACAUCGAACGACUCGGCUCUGUGAGUUACAAAGAAUUUGUUACGGUUUGAAAUCUGGCUCUGAGAGAAUACGAGGUGUGGAGAACUCUUUGUAUUUAUCGAAAUGUAGGAACAUACAAUUGCUUAUACUUAGGCUAAAUGAGAUCUGUUUAGAAAUGUCAUUUCUUUCAAAUAAACAACAAAGUCUUAUUGAUGAAGCAGUUGUAAUCAUCAUGAACUCAAAAUGUAUUAAUCCUAAAAUUCACAAGCCAUUCAUCAAAUCAUUAGGAAAAUGCAUUGAACAAAUUUGGGGCUAUAAGCAAUUUUAUUAUGAAAUAGAAAAUCUUCGAGUAAUUCAAUAUGAUUCUGAUAAUGAACAACAUGAAAGUAAAUUAUACGAACUAUGGGAAUUACUUAUGCCUGACGUAGAUUUGGAAGCAAGGAUCACUAAACAGUGGCAAGAUAUUGGAUUUCAGGGGGAUGAUCCCAAAACAGACUUUAGAGGAAUGGGCUUGUUAGGUCUAGAAAAUUUGCUUUAUUUUGCCAAAGAACACACAAAUAUAAGUAGUCAAGUUUUAAGUCAUUCACUGCACCCACAAUAUGGAUACACUUUUGCAAUUGUUGGUAUCAAUCUUACAUCCAUGGCCUAUAAACUUGUGAAAGAUGGUAGCUUUAAAACACAUAUGUAUAACCUUGGCACACCGAAUCCAAAUAUUAACAUUUUUCAUGAAUUUUAUUCUUAUCUAUAUUAUGAAUUUGAUAAACAUUGGAUUUCGUCAAAGCCCAAGAGCAUUAUGUCAUUUUCAUUCAUUCAAGAAAGAUUUGAAAGAUGUAUUAGAGAAACAUUAGCACAACCUGAAAUAAUAUUGAAGAUCAAUGUUCCUGUAAAAAAUAUUUGA